CGCGAAGCGCCCCCUCCCCCCGCCCCCAGUGCCUCGCGGGGUGCCCCCUCUUUUUCCCCCUCCAACAUGGCAGAGGCGGCGGGCGCCGGCGAUCCUGGAGGCCUCUCGGCGGGGUCCGAGAAGGAUGGCGGCGUCGACGGCUGUCGGACGGUGUACUUGUUUGACCGGCGUGGGAAGGAGUCGGAGCUCGGGGACCGCGCGCUGCAGGUCUCGGAGCGCGCGGGCUACGCGGGGCUCCACGCUGCCGUGUGUCAGGAAAUUGGCAUUUCAUCUGAAGAAAAAUUUGUUAUUACAACUACAAGUAGGAAAGAGAUUACCUGUGAUAAUUUUGAGGAAACUGUUAAAGAUGGAGUCACUCUGUACCUGCUACAGUCUGUUGACCAAUCAUUAUUGACUGCGACAAAAGAAAGAAUUGACUUCCUCCCUCACUAUGACACUCUGGUUAAAAGUGGCAUGUAUGAGUACUAUGCGAGUGAAGGACAGAACCCUUUGCCAUUUGCUCUUGCAGAAUUAAUCGACAAUUCCUUGUCAGCUACUUCUCGUAAUGUUGGUGUUAGGAGAAUACAGAUCAAAUUGCUUUUUGAUGAGACACAAGGAAAACCUGCUGUGGCAGUGGUAGAUAAUGGAAGAGGAAUGACCUCCAAACAGCUUAACAACUGGGCUGUGUAUAGGCUAUCAAAAUUUACACGACACGGUGACUUUGAAAGUGAUCACUCAGGGUAUGUUCGGCCAGUACCAGUACCUCGCAGCUUGAAUAGUGAUAUUUCCUAUUUUGGUGUUGGAGGCAAACAGGCUGUUUUCUUUGUUGGGCAGUCAGCCAGAAUGAUAAGCAAGCCUGUAGACUCCCAGGAUGUUCAUGAGCUUUUGCUUUCUAAAGAAGAUUUUGAGAAGAAGGAAAAAAAUAAAGAGGCAAUAUACAGUGGAUACAUUAGGAACAGAAAGCCAGCUGAUUCUGUUCACAUUACGAGUGACGAUGAAAGAUUCCUACACAGUCUCAUUGCGGAGGAGAAAGCGAAGGAGAGCUUCACUGCUGUGGUCAUUACGGGGGUGCAGCCAGAGCACAUACAGUACUUGAAAAACUAUUUUCAUCUUUGGACACGACAGUUAACGCAUAUUUAUCAUUAUUAUAUUCACGGACCAAAAGGAAAUGAAAUAAAUGCAGCAAAAGAAGUUGGCCCUUUCAACAAUAUCGAUAUUGAAAUUUCUUUGUUUGAGAAAGGGAAGACACCUAAGAUUGUCAAUCUAAGGGAAAUACAAGAUGACAUGCAGACAUUGUAUAUAAACACUGCGUCUGAUAGCUUUGAGUUCAAGGCUCAUGUUGAGGGAGACGGGGUAGUGGAAGGGGUCAUCCGAUACCACCCCUUCUUAUACGACAGAGAGACGUACCCUGACGACCCGUGCUUCCCAUCAAAAUUAAGAGAUGAAGAAGAAGAUGAUGACUGUUUCAUACUUGACAAAGCAGCAAGAGGGAAAAGACCAAUUUUUGAAUGUUUUUGGAAUGGACGACUAAUACCAUAUACAUCAGUUGAAGACUUUGACUGGUGUGCUCCUCCUAAGAAGAGAGGGCUUGCCCCAAUUGAGUGCUUUAAUAGAAUAUCUGGUGCAUUGUUCACUAAUGACAGAUUUCAGGUCAGCACAAAUAAACUGACGUUUAUGGAUCUUGAGCUGAAAUUGAAAGAUAAGAACACCCUUUUUACAAGAAUUUUAAAUGGACAGGAGCAGAGAAUGAAAAUUGACAGAGAAUUUGCUCUAUGGCUGAAGGACUGUCAUGAAAAGUAUGACAAACAAAUAAAAUUUACACUUUUUAAAGGAAUAAUCACCCGUCCAGAUCUUCCCUCUAAAAAGCAAGGCCCCUGGGCAACAUACUCAGCAAUAGAAUGGGAUGGAAAAGUAUAUAAAGCAGGACAGCUGGUCAAGACAGUCAAGACACUUCCUCUCUUUUACGGAAGCAUCGUAAGAUUCUUCCUUCAUGGUGAUCAUGAUGGAGAAGUGUAUGCUACGGGAGGUGAAGUUCAGAUCGCAAUGGAACCCCAGGCGCUGUAUGAUGAAGUGAAGACCGUGCCCAUUGCGAAGCUGGACAGGACAGUAGCCGAGAGGACAGUUAAGAGAUAUGUAGAAGAUGAAAUGGCAAGGCUCCCUGAUAGAUUAUCUGUAACGUGGCCUGAAGGAGAUGAAUUAUUGCCAAAUGAAGUUAGGCCUGCUGGAGCCCCCAUUGGAGCACUAAGAAUUGAAAUACUUAAUAAGAAGGGGGAAACUAUGCAAAAGCUGCCAGGACCAAGUCAUGGAGGAUCAAAGAAGCUGCUGGUCGAACUUAAAGUUAUACUACACACUUCAAGUGGAAAUAAAGAAAUAAUUUCACAUAUCAGUCAACAUGGAGGAAAAUGGCCUUACUGGUUUAAAAAAAUGGAAAAUAUCCAGAAACUAGGUAAUUACACAUUGAAAUUACAAGUGGUAUUGAAUGAAAGUAAUGCAGACACCUAUGCAGGAAGAUCACUACCAUCAAAAGCAAUUAAAUUUUCUGUUAAAGAGGGCAAGCCUGAGAAGUUUUCAUUUCGUCUUCUGGAUUCCCCUUUUCGUGUUGGAGUCCCAUUCAAUAUUCCUCUAGAGUUACAGGAUGAAUUUGGUCACACUACCCAGCUACUAUCUGAUAUCCAGCCGGUUCUUGAAGCGAGUGGCCUGUCUUUACAUUAUGAAGAAAUAACCAAAGGCCCAAACUGUGUAAUUCAAGGUGUCGUAGCUAAGGGUCCGGUUAACUCUUGUCAAGGCAAGAAUUUUAAUCUGAAGGUUACUCUUCCGGGUUUAAAAGAAGACUCACAGAUUUUGAAAAUUAGGUUGCUGCCUGGUCCUCCUCAUCGACUAAAAGUGAAACCUGACUCAGAAAUUCUAGUUAUAGAGAAUGGAACGGCUUUCCCAUUUCAGGUGGAAGUUGUGGAUGAGUCAGAUAACAUAACAGCACAAACAAAGCUGAUUGUCCAUUGUAAGUUUUUAGGUGCUCCAGGCCUACCAGUCUACAGCGUGGAUUGCAGUAGCUCCGGAACCAGCAUCCUCACAGGGCCAGCGAUUCAAGUUCAGAACAUUAAGAAAGACCAGACGCUGACUGCCAGGAUUGAGAUACCUAGUUGUAAAGAUGUGUCACCUGUGGAAAAGACUAUCAAGUUACUUCCCAGUAGCCACGUUGCUCGCCUACAGAUAUUUAGUGUAGAAGGACAGAAAGCAAUCCAGAUCAAACAUCAUGAUGAGAUUAAUUGGGUUGCAGGUGAUGUGAUGCGCAAUCUAAUUUUUCAAAUGUAUGAUGAAGGAGAGAGAGAAAUCAAUAUCACACCAUCCUUGGCAGAGAAGAUUAAAGUUAACUGGACCCCUGGGGUUAACAAAGAACAUUUGCUGCAAGGUCUGCUUCCUGAUGUGCACGUGCCAACAUCUGUGAAAGACUUGCGCUACUGCCAGGUGUCUUUCCAAGAUGAUCAUGUGUCUCUGGAAAGUGCCUUUACAGUAAGACCACUUCCUGAUGACCCCAAACAUUUAAAGUGUGAGUUAAAAGGAGGAAAAACAGUCCAGAUGGGUGAAGAGCUUCAAGGAGAAAUAGUUGUAAUAGUUGCAGAUCAGUAUGGAAAUCAGAUUUCGGCAUUUUCACCAGAUUCCUUAUCUACUUUAUCAGUUGCUGGAGUUGGACUUGAUAGCUCAAACUUGAAAACUACUUUCAAGGCCAACACACAGAGUAUAAGUGUACGAGGCAUUCGAUUUACGCCAGGUCCUCCUGGACAUAAGGAUCUUUGUUUUACUUGGCGUGAGUUUUCUGACUUUAUUCGUGUGCACCUUGUUUCUGGACCUCCAGCCAAGCUGCUGCUCAUCGACUGGCCAGAGCUAAAGGAGUCUAUUCCAGUGAUUAAUGGAAGGCAGUUACAGAACCCUCUCGUCAUUCAACUCUGUGAUCAGUGGGAUAAUCCUGCACUAGUUCCAAAUGUGAAAAUAAGUCUCAUAAAAGCUAGCAGUUUAAAGCUAAUGCCUUCAAACCAACAGUAUAAAACAGAUGAUCAGGGCAGAGCUAAUUUGGGGGUGUUCACUGUUUUUGCUCCAAGGGGAGAACACACACUGCAGGUUAAAGGGGUCUAUAAUAAGAGCAGCAUUGAAGGGCCUGCAAUUAAGUUAAUGAUUCUUCCAGACCCUGAGAAACCCAUCCGUCUCAAUGUUAAAUAUGACAGAGAUGCCUCUUUUAUAGCUGGGGAUGUAUUCACUGAUUUUAUGGUUAGUGUGAUUUCUGAAGGUGGUAAUGUCAUCAAAAAUAUUAACCCAACACGCAUUUCCAUGAAAUUGUGGAAGCUGUCCAGUGGCGGGACCCAGCCACCAGCAAAUGCAGAAACAUUUAGUUGUAAUAAAAUAAAAGAUCAUGACAAGGAAGAUGGCUGCUUCUGUUUCAGGGAAAAAACAAUCCCUAACAAAGUGGGAACAUACUGUAUCCAGUUUGAUUUUAUGCUCGAUAAAACAAAUAUGCUUAACAGUGAACAGGUUAUAGUUGAUGUCCUGCCUAAUCAGCCUAUGAAGUUGGUUCCUGACAUCCAGCCAGCAACCCCAGCUGUUUCUAAUGUUCGCUCCAUGGCCAGCAGGACCUUGGUCAAAAACCUACAUCUCAGUAUUACAGAUAAUUAUGGUAAUCACACCGGAACGGAUCUGGUUGGCACUGUAGUAGCUACCAUUAAAGGCUUUAAUGAGGAGGACAGUGAUGCCCCACUCUUCAUCGGGAAGGUCAGGACACUUGAGUUUCCCUUUGUGAAUGGUUCUGCUGAAAUCACGGCUCUAGUGCUGGCAGAAAAUAGUCCUGGAAGGGAUAGUACUGAAUAUUUUAUUAUCUUUGAGCCUCAACUGUCAACUUUAUCAAGAACAUUAGAGCCAUACAGCCUGCCAUUUAUGUUUUACAACGAUGUUAAAAAACAGCAACAAAUGGCAGCACUGACAAAGGAAAAGGACCAGUUGUCUAAGUCCAUCGUCAUGUACAGAAGCAUGUUUGAUGCCAACAAGCAGCUUGUUGAUGAAAUGAAAUGUCAGGUUGAAGAAGCAAAAUUAAAAGAGGCCCAGCUACGAAAUGAAUUAAAAGCAUACAAUAUUGAUAUUCCUGCAACACAACAGAUACCUCACAUUGAAGCACUUUUGGAAAAAAAGAUAACAGAACAGUAUGAACUUAAAAAAAAGCCCAGAAGAUCAUGUACUCUUCCAAACUACAGUAAACGCAAUGAAGAUAUUUUGGGAAAGAUUGCACAUCUGGCACAAAUUGAAGAUGAUCGAGCUGCAAUGGUUAUUUCUUGGCAUCUGGCGAGUGACAUGGACUGUGUGGUCACCCUAACCACGGAUGCUGCACGAUGCAUCUAUGACGAAACUCAAGGUCGUCAGCAAGUGUUGCCCCUUGAUUCUAUUUAUAGAAAAAAUCUUCCAGAUUGGAAAAGACCUCUACCUCAUUUCCGAAAUGGUAAAUUACAUUUUAAGCCCUUUGGAGAUCCAGUUUUUGCCCGAGAUUUGUUAACAUUCCCAGAUAAUGUUGAACAUUGUGAAACAGUUUUUGGUAUGCUGUUAGGAGAUACUAUUAUUUUGGAUAAUCUAGAUGCAGCCAAUCAUUAUAGAAAAGAGGUUGUUAAAAUCGCACACUGCCCCACACUACUGACUAGAGAUGGAGAUAGAAUUAGAAGUAAUGGGAAGUUUGGGGGCCUUCAGAAUAAAGCUCCUCCAAUGGACAAACUCCGAGGAAUGGUCUUUGGAGCUCCAGAACCAAGACAGUGUAUAGUCUUGGGGAAGCAAAUAGAUCUUAUUCAACAGUACCGCACCGCUGUGUGCAGGAUGAGUGCUGUGAACCAGGACCUGAACAACCAGCUGCAGUACCUUCACACGCCCGACAUGAAGAAGAAGCAGCAAGAGCUCGAUGAGCAGGAAAAGAGCCUGAAGCUAAUAGAGCAAAAACUUGGAAUGACUCCUACACGGAAGUGUAAUGACUCAUUUUGUCACUCACCAAAGAUAGAGUUGACAGAGUGUCCAAUUCCUACUAAAAGAGUGAGAAGAGAAUCCACUAGACAAAAUAGAGAGAAGCAGAAAGGCGAUAACAGAAUGGCUUCCCGCUGUGGAGGAGCACGCCUGAGAGCCCAGUCCGCAAGAAUCAAAAGCCUGACCAUCAAGAGCCAAGGCCAUUUGUGCAGAAUUCCUCACACAUCAGUGAUGAGAGAAUUACCAGAGGACUUGAAAAUGUCCAGAACAAUUGUGAAAUAG
Molecule: messenger RNA, 6246 nt
Organism: Acomys russatus (golden spiny mouse)
Lineage: Eukaryota; Metazoa; Chordata; Mammalia; Rodentia; Muridae
Gene: Smchd1
Product: structural maintenance of chromosomes flexible hinge domain containing 1
Exons: 49
Coding region: 67-6246 (2059 amino acids)
Biological process (GO): chromosome organization; double-strand break repair
Cellular component (GO): Barr body
Molecular function (GO): protein binding; ATP binding
Source: RefSeq, a predicted model, not a curated record